GUUCGAACCUCUGAAUACUAACUGUGACUGGUGAAACAUAAAAAUGUGCAACAUCCUGACUGGACUCAGAAUGUGGACGAUCUUCUUGUGCUAUAUAUUAGCAGAAGUAAAGAGUUACCCAAUGCAGAGUUGGCCAGUGUACCCUCAGGUACCUCGUGACUACGCUGAAGAUGAUUACUACUACGCUCCUAAGGCUCAAUAUUACUAUGACGGUGCAGCGAUGAAUCCCCCUGAAGCAUAUGCUCAAGUUCCUUAUACAUACUAUUACGAUCCUUACGGACAUUUCUCUAAUGAAGCGCCAAAGGUCCAUGAAGAGAGAUUUGAUGCUCUACCUAUUGGUCAAGAGACAUGGUACGAGAGUGAGUCCAACCCCAGAUGGCAUUCUAAUGACAUGGAUGACGUCAAUGCGGCAUUUUUAGACAAUCUCAUUCUCACACAGAUGGCUCAAGAUGCUCAAAGACGUCGCGAGAAUGCUCGAGCUGCAUUCCAAAACGUGAAUUAUGAAACAAAAGAUAAUGAAGAUGAAGAUGUUAGAGAACUGAAAGCUCUUGCAGGAAAGCCACUCUAUCAUGUUCCUAAAACUGUUCCUAGAAUCGAAGAUGACGACGACGAUGACGAUUACGAAGGCGACGAUGCUGACAGUUUCAUUAACUGGAAUGGAAACAAAAGAAGUCUAAGCACAGAUGCGCCUGAAACUCAUUCUGAAGAAUCUAACAAGGAAGGUCAAAAAGAAGUCGUAUUGCCUCGACCAUCUCACACCACACAUAGCCAUCUGAGUUCAACAUUCGGUCAAAACAAGCGAAGCCCUUUAUAUUCCGUUAUUACUCGACCAAGAGACAGCCCCAACCAUGGAUCAUCGGAAUCACGAAGAAUUAAGAAACGUUUCGUAUCAAGCGAUUCGGAUCUUGUUGUUGAAUUACGAGGCUUAAAACAUCAUAUUGCAACCUAAUUGAAUUGCUCGAAGAGAAACCGUCAACUAACAUGAGACUGAAUUACUUUAGCUUAGGAAUUACGUAUGGCAUACAGAUACCUAUAUCUAUGUACACGAUAAAAAAACCGUAAACAAUGUAGAGCUCAGAUAUUUCUUCUUAAUAUAGUAGAGCGUAUUUAUUUUUACUUAAAUUGUCAUUCAUUUACUGAUAUAAUAUUUUUUUCGACAUAGAUUCGGAUUUCUGAACUUCAUUUACAUUUAUUUAGAAAACUCUUUUUAAAUUAUAGUAGACGUAGGUAUUAGAAUCAAAUCGUACAAAGGCGACUAUAACUUAAUAAUUAUUGAAGAUUAAUAUGAAUUAGAUUUUUACUAAUAACUUCUAGUUUUCCAGAUCUCUUCUGAAGAAUCGCACAAAAUGUGCGUCAUAAUAAUAUGUAAAUAAUAAAGUAGAUAAUUAUGUACUGAUUAUUUUAAAUUAGAUAGAAAAUGUUUGUAUACUAAGUAUUGAGUACCUACCUACAUAAUCUAAUUUGGUCUAUUUAUGUAUAGUUAACUUUUCGAUGUGUUUAUUGCUUUAUAAAGUCAUUUCAGUAACUUUAUUAUAUAACCUUAUACAAAUAUCGAAAUAACGGUACCUUAUCAAAUCAUUUGGAUCAUCAUCAGGAGAUACUAUCAAAUCUAAACUCAUAUUACCUAUCAGAUUCUUGGUUAAUUAUGUUAAAAAGAAAAUAUUGUUGAUUAGCUGGACAAAAAGCUACAUUUGCAUGUGUAUACUUUUAUAUUCGGGUGCUAAAUAAAUAUUUAGUUAUUACUACGGUCUAAGCAGACAAUACCAGAAAUCUUUUUGCAAAGCAAAACAUAAUAGAGUUGUAUGUAUAUCUUUAUAGCCUAUUUUUAUCUGUAAGGAGUGAUUCUCUCAGGGUGAAGAGGAUGCGGUGAUAUUUUAGCUUUACAGCUUCUGGUCUUAUACUACCGUGGAUCUGUAAGAUCCUUACAAGUAUAUUUGGGGUAAAGUGAAAAGAUUUGUACAUUUGUUAUGCGUUAAACAUCAAAUAGAUGUUAUGCAUUUUCAGCAUUCCUCACUUGUAAAUAGCUCUCUUCCCCAUUAUGUAAAUUUGUAACUUUUACUACAUUUUUAUAUGUUAUACUUGAACUUCUAAAGUACAUAUCUGACUCGUUUGUCUAAAUAUUUUCAAGAUUAGAAGCAGAUGUAACCUUAGCUGCAUAGAGCCUAAAAAGUAUUACUAGAUUACGCGGAUAGUGUCAAUACAUUAAAAUGUGUUAUGUGUUUCAUAAUGUUCGUAACAUUUAAAUAGUUAUUAUAUAAGCGCUUAUGUUAACUACAAUUGUGUCCUUCAUUGUAUCCAUUAUAGUAAAAUAUGUUUUCAAUAAUAUUACUUACGUUUUAUGAUUUCAUUUCGAAAGAUUUUAUAGGAAUUAAAUGAUAAUAAUUGAAUGGCUUUCAACGAACGAAUAUCUUUUGUCAGAUUUUAAAGAGUUGAAUAUUAACUUUCAGCAAGAAGGAGUUUCUCUUAAUAUUCUUCAAAAUCGUCAUAAUAUCUUUAUGAUACUAUAAAAUAUGAUAUUGUGUAAAACAUAUUAGAUAAUAUACUUAUUAUCAAAA
Molecule: messenger RNA, 2555 nt
Organism: Leptidea sinapis
Lineage: Eukaryota; Metazoa; Arthropoda; Insecta; Lepidoptera; Pieridae
Exons: 3
Coding region: 44-949 (301 amino acids)
Source: RefSeq, a predicted model, not a curated record